Messenger RNA from Penicillium lagena, 780 nucleotides. RefSeq names its product BTB/POZ domain-containing protein. Bases 1 to 780 code for a protein of 259 amino acids. Gene Ontology annotation, molecular function: protein binding. Lineage: Eukaryota; Fungi; Ascomycota; Eurotiomycetes; Eurotiales; Aspergillaceae. The transcript has 3 exons. The record is from RefSeq and is a predicted model, not a curated record.
AUGUUCAAGCGCUCCUUUGUGUCCAAGAACCGGGCGGGUAAGACCGUCAAGGUUGCCAAGAAGAAGUACGACGAGCAGGCGAAGCAGAAGAUGCAGCAGAAGGCAGAAACCCCUCCAGGGGCUAACCCUCUUACCAGUCCCAUCAUCACCAUGGUCGUGGGAUCGGAACAGCGUCUUUUCGCAGCGCAUGAAGAUGUGCUGUCGCUUUCACCGUACUUGGACGCCAUCCUCAAGGAACAGCCCCUGCAGGACGGCACUAAGCGGGUGGAAUUACCUGACGAGGAGCCCGAGAUCUUGUCAUGUGUCCUGGAGUUUCUGUACAAGGGUGAUUACUACCCACGCUUGAUGCAUGGGAAGCGUCGCGACUCAUGGCAUCUCGAGAACGCCCAGGACCUCAAUAACUCCGGUGGCCGCGGGUCGAGCGAGGCAACCAUCUUCCACUCUAUUGUGGGAGAUGUCGUGCUCCGAGACACAGUGGUCUACUGCGCAGCCGAGAAGUACGGCCUGGAGGAGCUGAAGCGCCUUGCUCUCCGCAAGCAGGGCCUUCAGACCGGCAUCCCGGCCGACGUGAUCUUGCGAUCUGCUCGCUUUGCGUAUGAUCACACACCUGAAUCGGAGUCUCGACUGCGCGCUCAUUACCUGGCUCUUAUCAUCCGCAGCCGCAAGACCUUCAAGAAGAGUGGAACUAUGCAGAUGGAGAUGGAGAAUGGCGGCAAGCUAUUUUUUGACCUGUUUGUGGCUAUGUGCAACCAUAUGGACGAUCUGGCGGAGAUCCGGUAG